Messenger RNA from Penicillium waksmanii, 960 nucleotides. RefSeq names its product ribosome biosynthesis protein MAK16. Gene Ontology annotation, cellular component: preribosome, large subunit precursor; nucleolus. The transcript has 2 exons. The record is from RefSeq and is a predicted model, not a curated record. Gene Ontology annotation, biological process: maturation of LSU-rRNA; maturation of 5.8S rRNA. The coding region runs from base 1 to 960 and encodes 319 amino acids. NCBI's taxonomy places the organism in Eukaryota, Fungi, Ascomycota, Eurotiomycetes, Eurotiales, Aspergillaceae.
AUGUCCGACGAAAUCGUCUGGCAGGUGAUUAACCAGCAAUUCUGCUCCUACAAACUCAAAACCACCAAGGAGCAAAAUUUCUGUCGCAAUGAAUACAACGUGACAGGCCUUUGCAACCGGCAAUCCUGCCCACUCGCCAACUCCCGCUACGCAACUGUCCGGGCAGACCCCGAGACUGGAGUCAUGUACCUGUAUAUGAAGACAAUUGAACGAGCACACAUGCCAAAUAAAUGGUGGGAGCGCGUCCGUCUGUCAUCAAACUACGCCAAAGCCUUGGAACAACUAGAUGAGCGACUCCUCUACUGGCCGAAGUUCCUGACGCACAAGUGCAAGCAGCGUCUCACCCGGCUGACGCAGGUGAAUAUUCGAAUGCGCAAUAUCGCCAAGGAAGACGAGCGUCUCGGCGAGAGAGUUGUGCCCAAACUCGCACCUAAGAUUCGUCGUCGUGAAGAGACUCGUGAACGGAAGGCUCUUUCUGCAGCUAAGGUUGAGCGGGCGAUUGAGCGGGAACUGAUUGAGCGUCUUCGCAGUGGUGCGUACGGUGAUCAGCCGCUUAAUGUUGAUGAGGGGAUUUGGAAGAAGGUUCUGCGUGGUCUGGAGCGUGCUGGUGAUGGGCAGCGGGAUGAGGAUCUUGAUGAUGGGGAGGAACUUGAGGAAGAGGAGGAAGAGGGUGUGGGUGAGGUGGAGUAUGUUUCUGAUCUGGAUGAGGAGGAGGAUUUGGAAGAUAUUGAGGAUUGGCUUGGUGAGGGCUCGGGCGGCUCUAGUGAUGAGGAGUCUGAGGAUGAGAGCGAUGAUGAGGACAGUGAUGAGGAUAUGGCUUCUAGUGAGGAUGAUAAGAAGCCAAAGCCUGGUUCUAAGCGGAAGCUUCCUGCGCCUACGGCCAAGCCGCGCAAGAAGGGUCCUCGUAUCGAGAUCGAGUACGAGACCGAGGGCGCUGGCAAGGAGCAGGUCAUGGCUUAA